AUGAACAGGGCAUCCUAUGUGAGCAAGUGCAGCUUCUACUUAUCAGUGUUGCCUUCAACCCACAGGGAGGUUGGGGAAGAUUUGCGAUAUAACUCAGAGCUUCCCCAGCAUCAGGCCACUCUCAACACCGAGGAGCUACAUUUUGGCAGUGAGAUUUCACAGGAAUUUCUUGAUUGUAAAAGUCAUCACCAGUGGGGUGACUGUGAAAAUGCUACGAGCCACAUCCUAAAAGUUGUUCAGUGUCAGGGUGAAUUUUGUGGAGAAGUGAUUUAUGAGUGUAAGAAAUGUAGGAAAGUGUUUAGACGAUUCCUUAACCUCACUGGACAUAAGAGAGUUCACCAUGGAGGAAAGAUGUAUGAGUGUAGUGAAUGUGGGAAGCCGUUUGGUGAAAGAAGUACAUUAGUUAAACACCCGAGAGUUCACACUGGAGAGAAGCCAUAUGAGUGUAGUGAAUGUGGGAAGUCCUUCAGUGCAAGAAGUACACUCAUUAAUCACCAGAGAGUUCACACUGGAGAGAAGCCAUAUGAGUGUACUGAAUGUGGGAAAUCCUUCAGUCAAAGAGGUACAUUAAUUAAACACCGGAGAGGUCACAGUGGAAAGAAGCCAUAUGAGUGUACUGAAUGUGGGAAAUCUUUUAGCCAAAAAUCUAACCUCAUUGAACAUCUGAAAGUCCACACUGGAGAGAAGCCAUAUGAGUGUACUGAAUGUGGGAAGCCUUUUAGCCAAAAAUCUAACCUCAUUGAACAUCUGAAAGUCCACACUGGAGAGAAGCCAUAUGACUGUAGUGAAUGUGGGAAGCCUUUUAGUCAAAAAUCUAACCUUAUUAAACACCAGAGAGUACACACUGGAGAGAAGCCAUAUGAGUGUACUGAAUGUGGGAAGUCCUUCAGUGAAAGAAGUACAUUCAUUAAACAUCUGAAAGUCCAUACUGGAGAGAAGCCAUAUGAGUGCACUGAAUGUGGGAAGCCUUUUAGCCAAAAAUCUAACCUCAUUAAACAUCUGAAAGUCCACACUGGAGAGAAGCCAUAUGACUAUAGUGAAUGUGGGAAGUCCUUCAGUGCAAGAAGUACACUCAUUAAUCACCAGAGAGUUCACACUGGAGAGAAGCCAUAUGAGUGUACUGAAUGUGGGAAGUCCUUCAGUCAAGAGGUACAUUAAUUAAACACCAGAGAGGUCACAGUGGAGAGAAGCCAUAUGAGUGUACUGAAUGUGGGAAAUCU
Eptesicus fuscus (big brown bat) is the source of this 1220-nucleotide messenger RNA. Its product is annotated as gastrula zinc finger protein XlCGF8.2DB-like. Gene Ontology annotation, cellular component: nucleus. NCBI's taxonomy places the organism in Eukaryota, Metazoa, Chordata, Mammalia, Chiroptera, Vespertilionidae. The transcript has a single exon. Gene Ontology annotation, biological process: regulation of transcription by RNA polymerase II. The record is from RefSeq and is a predicted model, not a curated record. Bases 1 to 1158 code for a protein of 385 amino acids. Gene Ontology annotation, molecular function: DNA-binding transcription factor activity, RNA polymerase II-specific; RNA polymerase II cis-regulatory region sequence-specific DNA binding.